AUGUCCGAUACCGCAGAUGUCUCCGGCCACCCAACAGCCGUUCACGCAAUGCAUGACGGCGCCUCGACGGCGAAAAACGCCUGGUCACUAGGAACACCAACCGCACCGCAUGGAGCCGUUGGGGCUGCAUUGGUCGGAGGCUGCGCAGUCGGUCUUGGCGGAGACGGCGAUGACAUAGGCCGCAAUGACAAUGAGGGUGCACAGGAACUUCAUGUUGAAGGUGCAGAGGUGACGGAUUUUGGUUUGAAGGAGUAG
Parastagonospora nodorum SN15 is the source of this 255-nucleotide messenger RNA. RefSeq lists its product as hypothetical. The transcript is spliced from 2 exons. The record is from RefSeq and is a predicted model, not a curated record. Bases 1 to 255 code for a protein of 84 amino acids. Lineage: Eukaryota; Fungi; Ascomycota; Dothideomycetes; Pleosporales; Phaeosphaeriaceae.